Nematostella vectensis (starlet sea anemone) is the source of this 3569-nucleotide messenger RNA. RefSeq names its product major facilitator superfamily domain-containing protein 12. Lineage: Eukaryota; Metazoa; Cnidaria; Anthozoa; Actiniaria; Edwardsiidae. Bases 150 to 2690 code for a protein of 846 amino acids. The transcript is spliced from 11 exons. The record is from RefSeq and is a predicted model, not a curated record. Gene Ontology annotation, cellular component: membrane. Gene Ontology annotation, molecular function: symporter activity. Gene Ontology annotation, biological process: carbohydrate transport.
CCGGUUUUUUGUGGCCAUAAAACCUUUUGCUAUGUUGUUUGUCAGCGAUAUAUCGUCGCCGUCUAGAAGCCGAGUACAAAUGAUCAGUGUAUUGUUGCUGACUGCACAAAAUUAAUCAUUUUCAUUUUUACGAAAAAAAGAACAGAAGAAUGCAGCCAAGGAAAAAGAAACCACGACUUUCUAUACUUCAACGCGUCUUUUUCAGUUUAGGACACAUUUUCAACGACUUUGUUUUAGCAAUUUAUAGUUCGUAUCUUUUGAUAUACCAAACAAAAGUCCUGGGACUUUCAAGCGUUGUUGUCGGUUUGGUAUGGCUCAUUCCAAAUGCAGUGGACGCGUUCCUAGCUCUUCUAGUUGGUUAUAUUUGCGAUAACUUUGUAGUCCCUGGUCUCUCAAAGUGUUACGGUCGCCGCAAAUCAUGGCAUCUCCUUGGUUGUAUACUCCUUGGCAUUUCGUUCCCUUUUCUACUAAUGCCUUGCCUGUUUAACACAUCGUCGGGCUAUUGGGUCGAAGCUGUGUACUAUAUAAUUAUCACUGAAAUAAGCUACCUGGGAUACUGUUUUACGCAUGCGAACCAACUAGCUAUGAUACCCGACAUAGCAAAGAGACCGAGCGAGAUGGUGGAAUUGGGGGCUAUAAGCUCAUCUGUGACAUUUGCGAGCGGUAUUUUCGUGUACGCGAUAGUGUGGGCUCUGCUGGAUGGCGACUCGAGUGGGUCAUUCUCGGACCAACAGACAGUCUUUACACAUCUCACCAUCAUUGUGGUAUCCCUUGGUGCGUUUUUCACUUUCGUAUUCCACGCCGGCACUCAUGAGCCCAGACGCACGACUUGUAAAGAGUCCAAACAAAAAGAUGACUUGGUGGGGUUUUCUGAAUGUGACUAUCAUGAAAAACCUUUGCCAUAUACAUUACCCUCCACGCAUGCGCUAAACAUCAAUGACGUCAUCCAGGGGACAAAAGACACCGCCCUCGUGAAUCCCACAUUCGUCGCAGACAUCGGUGACAUCCAGGCAGAGAUCUGUGAAAAGCGCCUAGACUUGGAAACGGAGGAACGGGACAAGGAACGAGCCGUUCAACGGAAUGUCAUAGAAACCAUUGACAAGUUAGAAGCUGCAGACACUAUCAGCAGCUGCUCGAGCGGGUUUGAAGAGUUUGAACUCUCGUCCCACGAGGAUAACCCAAGUGAUGGGAAUUUUUCAGCGAUAAAAUCCGAGAAUCACCAGCACAGGGAUACCAAACUACCACAUAGCCACGCCCCUCAAAAUGAGGGUCCACUUUAUCUUUCGGAUUCGACUAAGGAUCCAAAAAUGGGAUACACGGGUAGUGAUGCGUAUAAUAGCUGCCUCGAGCUUCCUCGAAAUACAUCAGUUCUUUCCCUGUGUGAGGAUCUACCAUACACUAACGUAUCAACAAGUCAUAUUCACGGCUCGAGCGCCGAAGGCUCGAGGGACACAGAAUCUGUAGACAUGUACAUGCCGGAGACAUAUCUCGACGGAGUUGCGCACCACUCGAGUCUGUUCCUUAGGUCACGCCCAGGUUCAAGAGCAAGUAGGGUGACACCCUUGUCAACUCCACGCCUAUCCCGACAUACAAGGGCUCACAAUCUUCCGUUAGGCAGUAACUUCUCGUUAUCUAGAAGAGCUAGCCACGGGCCUAGCCCAUUAGCGUCCACUGUGCUCUCACUACCUGGGACUCAAGAUUACUUGACGAAAAAGCUAACAGACAUUAGAGAAGUUGUAAACGUACUAAAAGCAGAGACGAACGCUUCGGAUUUUGUGAUUAUUGAGAGAUCAAGACCGAUCGAGCGCGAUGGAGGAUCAUGGAGGCGAUUAUUCACUAAUCCCAUGUUUUACAAGAUUGGGUUCGCUUACAUGUGUACACGAAUGGCCCAAAAUGUGACAAACGCAUAUUUCCCAAUUUUCCUCACAGACCAUUUGAAGUUUGGAAAGCAAGCGAUAGCCUACUUUCCUUUGGUCACUCUGAUCAGUGGCGUGUUCGCAAGUGUUGCUACUAAGACUUUAAACAGAAUUCUUGGAAAUAAGUGGACGUUUUGUGUGGGUGCGCUAGUGGUCAUGGGAUCGUCCUUGUGGUUCUACUCUCUGACGAAGGAGACUAGAUCGGCGACUUACGCGCCUGCGAUCAUGUCGGGCUGCGGUACAUCCAUCAUGUUCGUAACCACACUAGCGCUGGCUGCUGAGCUGGUGGAUCAAGACAGAAGCUCUGGAGCGUUUGUCAUGGCCUCAAUGAGUUUUCUCUCCAAAAUUGUACUAGGAACGCUUUUCUUCUUUCUGCAAGAAUUAGCCCCUAAAAGUUCUGGUGCUACAGAAUGUGCUGAGUGCCUGAGAUACGUUCAUUACGUUUUCUCUCUCACUCCGGGCGUUUCCGCUUUCCUCGGACUCGUCGGAUUCUUCAUCUUCAUCCCUGCCACCGUCAAAUGCCGAACGAUAACUCAUACAGUGGAUGCCGAGACGCAGACAGAUGCCUCCAUAUUCGCGCAUGCGUACCCGCCCGCCCAUGAGUCCCGGAUGUGCGAGCACGAGUUGACUACCAUCGCCGAGGUAUGCGACACUUCCAAGGAGAAGACGCGGGAAAGAGAGGAGAUGUUCCGCGGAAAUGCCGUGGAAACAAGCACUAGAUCCGGGGACGCAGAAACUAUUGAGUCGCUUGAUAGUAUAGACACUCGGUUCUGAGACAAGCAAAUGACACUAGAUCUGAUGACGCAAAAAUCAAUGAAUACCUCGACAGUAUAGAAUCUCAGUUCUGAGACUAGUUUAUUAUCUUUACCAGUAAAGGAACUAUCAUCCAGCGUGCAAGACUAGGUCUUAAAGGGGCUACGUAACGAGUUUAGUGGGCCACGAUUGACUUUUCGCCAUUAGUGCAGAGACGGAAGCUAGCCUCUAGAAUCAAGGUUAUGGUUCUCUGGAUGACCCGAUUUGUAAGAACCAAUAAGUUUAGCUACCCUGCUAGCAGAGCUUUUCUUUUUCUUUAUUUUUUUUAGUGCCUUACAUCCGAUUCGCGUCUCCGGGUUACGUGUUGUCCGCAAACUACGCUUGCGCAACUGAUGAUGUAAGAGGUUUAUGACAGGGAGGAUAGAAAACAAGUUUUUCCCAAGAAAACAUUGAUGCCAAUCUCUAGUUCUCUUUUUCACGGAAAGGCACUGUUCCACCACUUUCUUUUUAAAUUAACAAAAUGUCGAUAAAACAGGUCAAUCAAAAUACGUUUAGGUCGAAGUGUCAAUCAAAUUGCAGUUCGUUGGUGUUAGCCAGGACACUCUGAUCAAAUGUUAUUGCCUGAAAUGACAUGCAGCUUGAUUAUUUAUGUUUGUUAGCCCCUAUCGAGGCUAAUGUAAUAAGAGUUAAGUAUCGAGUGAAUUAUGUUGGAAACAACUCUAAAAAGUGCUAGAAAAUUAGUUGUUAUUAUUAUUUGUAGAAAAAUAGUGAUAUUAUUUGUUAUUUUCGUACGAUAUUGCAUUUUAUUUAUUUCCAUGUGCAUUACAAAGGUGUUGGAAGAUGGUCAAGUACGGUAAUUGUUUAGCUUAAAUGAGUAAUAAAGUCUAAUGUUUAACGGAA